Cottoperca gobio is the source of this 5162-nucleotide messenger RNA. It is a transcript of the gene slc39a6, whose product is annotated as solute carrier family 39 member 6. Gene Ontology annotation, molecular function: zinc ion transmembrane transporter activity; monoatomic cation:bicarbonate symporter activity. The transcript has 12 exons. Bases 150 to 2366 code for a protein of 738 amino acids. Gene Ontology annotation, cellular component: plasma membrane. Gene Ontology annotation, biological process: intracellular monoatomic cation homeostasis; zinc ion import across plasma membrane. The record is from RefSeq and is a predicted model, not a curated record. Lineage: Eukaryota; Metazoa; Chordata; Actinopteri; Perciformes; Bovichtidae.
UUGGUUUGUGUCUCAGAUUUCCGGCAGCCCCUGAAGGAGGCACAAAGCACAUCCCAUUCAUUCUGCCUCCACUUACGGGACCGGAGAGCACCCAGCGGCCCCGUGAAGCGUCCACACACCAACCGAACAGCAAAACACACGUUCACCAGAUGAAGCUGAUGUUGGUGUUGCUCCUCGCCGUGCGUUUGUGCGGCAGCGCCGUGACGGCCGGCUCAGACUGCAGCCCGUCCACCACAGAGACGAACGGCGCGGUGCGUUCACUGUCGGCCGUGGUCGACUCUCAGAGAGCCGAGCAGAGCCAGAGGCAACACCUGGAGGCUCUGUUCAACAGAUAUGGAGAAAACGGCUCCAUCUCUCUGGCCGGUUUGAAGCGCCUCCUGCAGAACGUGGGGUUGGAUCGAAUCAGGACUGUUAUGGUGCAACAUCACGAGCAGCCCGGCCACCACGACCACCAGCACCACCACCACCAUCAUCACCAUGACAACUCGCAUCACCAAAAACACGCAGAACCCUUGCAGCCCAGAAAGUUUCCAAAGACCUCUGAAUUGUCCAAAGAUCAGGACAGCCGCCACAACCUGCACGACAGGAAGACCGCGGCGGCUCAGGAGGCCGGCUCCACGGCGGCGUACAGCGCCCAGCUGAUGGAGAAACCAGAUGAAGCUCUUAAGAGACGAGACGGCAGCCCUGCAGGGGAGGAGUCCACCAGGGCGGCCGCUGCAUCACGGGUCACUGAAGGCCAGACGCAGGCGGCUGCAGUUGGCCGGGGGGAGCAUGACCACGACCAUGAACAUGACCACAAACAUGUGAACCAGGAUCUUUCCAGAAGCAUGAACAGUGUAGAGUGUCUGAACGCCUCCAGCAUCCUCUCGUCUCACGGCAUGUCUGAGGAGGCGAGUGUGACCCUCGCUGACUUCAGCUUCCUCUGCCCCGCGCUCCUCAACCAGAUCGAUGGCGCGGCGUGCAUCCUGCACAGAGGCGCUGCAGAAGAGCGAGACCAUAAACAUGCUCACGGUCACCAUGGUGACCACAACAUGUCGGCCCACGGCGAGCACUCCGGUGGAGAAAGUGUCAAAAACAUCGCAAUAGCGUGGGUCGGAGGGUUCGUGUCCAUCACGGUCAUCAGUCUGCUCUCGCUGCUCGGCGUCGUCCUCAUCCCGCUCAUGAACAGAGUCUUCUUCAAGUUCCUGCUCAGCUUCCUGGUGGCGCUGGCUGUCGGCACGCUGAGCGGCGACGCCUUCCUUCAUCUCAUCCCCCACUCUCAGGGAGGACACCAUCACCACCACGAGGACUCCGGGGUGAAUAUGACGGAACAUCACCUCCACGAUGAGCAGGAGGAAAACCUGGACGCAGUGUGGAAAGGUCUGACGGCUCUGAGCGGAGUCUACAUCAUGUUUCUGAUCGAACACUUCCUGACGCUGGGGAAAAUGUACAAGGACAAGAAACAGAAACAGAAGAUCCAGAAGAAGUGGGAUCAGAACGACAAAGCAGAUCCAGAGAAGCAGCCGGCUCUGGAGGAGAACGACCUGAAGCCAACAGAAGAUGUGGAGCCGAAUGGUGGCGGUAUGUUUGGCGACCACUCGAACAGCCUGCACGGCGGCAGCGUGGCGGAGGAGGAGCAGGUGAUGCUGGCGCCGCAGGUGUCCGUCGUCUCGCCGCAGGGUUACGCCGGAGCCUCGGGAGCCUCCGCCUACACUGCCGAGGACUGCGAGAACAAAUGCCACUCCCACUUCCACGACACGGUGGGCCAGGUAGACAGCAUGCACCACCACCACCACGACUACCACCACAUCCUGCACCACCACCACUCUCAGAACCACCACCCUCACAGCCACUCCCACUCCUACUCGGAGCAGCACUUCCAGCAGGCCGGCGUGGCAACGCUCGCCUGGAUGGUCAUCAUGGGGGACGGACUGCACAACUUCAGCGACGGCCUGGCGAUCGGAGCUGCCUUCAGCGAGGGUCUGUCCAGCGGCCUCAGCACGGCUGUGGCUGUGUUCUGUCACGAGCUGCCUCACGAGUUGGGUGACUUUGCGGUGCUCCUGAAAGCCGGUAUGACGGUGCGCCAGGCCAUUCUCUACAACGUGUUGUCGGCCAUGAUGGCCUACCUGGGCGUGGUGAUCGGUAUCUUGAUCGGACACUACGCGGAGAACAUCUCCAUGUGGAUCUUCGCCCUCACGGCCGGACUCUUCAUGUACGUGGCUCUGGUGGACAUGGUACCUGAGAUGUUGCAUAACGACGCCGGAGAUCACGGCUUCAGCCACUGCGGCUUCUUCCUGCUGCAGAACGCCGGCAUCCUGCUGGGCUUCGGCAUAAUGCUGCUCAUCGCUAUUUUCGAGCACAAAAUCCAGCUGGACCUGGGAUACUGAGGGAGGAGUUUCAUCCUGAGCCUCAAGUGUCUCCGUCAGAAGGUGUUUCAUUAGUAGUUCUAGACUUCAGUCCAGUCACCUUGAUUUAGUGUGUUUCUUCACAUUGUGUGGGAAGAAACAUCAGUUCAAACGCAGAAAUCGAACGUAAUCUAGGAAGUUGCCACGUUGACUCUCAAACUCAGAUUAGGUGCAAAAAAUGUAUAAAGUUGUUGAGUUCAUUUUCUUGGACUGCGGUUAGAAAGUCUAAAUCUGGAGUCAGUGGAACUAAAUAAAAAUCCCCGUUCUUAUUUACGAUGAAUAAGAACGUGCAGUUUUUGACCCACUAUCUCAUAACUUUGUAUUUGUGACAUGUUGAAAGUGUUUCUGCUGCUGAGUCAAACCAGAUUAGUAUUUCAGUGCCAUAACAAAACAUUCACAUUUUAAAGGUGGUGUGUGCACAUGCAUGCCAGAAUCACGCAAUAUAAUCACAAUUCAAAUACUCCCGAUAAUAUCGCCAUACAAUAUUUAUGACGACGUUCAAAAAAGUAUUUCCUUCGUAUAAAAUGAGUUUUUCCUUUUACGUGCUUCUGCUUUCCUUCUUUUAAUAAAAUAAAAGUUGCCGUGUCGUUGGCAUGUGCAGAAAAUUAACAUGAAUUACCUUUUGGUAAUAACGAGUACGCGGGAAGAGGAGCGCUAGGCUUGCUCGCGAAGGAUAGCGGGAGUCUGUCUACGUGAUUAGUACGAUCGGGCCCUAUGUUGUUAAAAUAUAGUUUUUGAUCGGUCGAACACAUCUAUAAGCAACCAUGUAAUAUCGUCAAAGUUAACCAUUAACCCGUUAACCAUUAACCCGUUAACCAUUAACCCGUUCAUUGUUUGCCGUGUAACACGUUAAAUGGUCUAAAAAGGAUGUGUCCUGUUUGUUUGGUUUUUCUGACCAAAACCACAAAAUACUCACAUAAGUAGAAUUUGGGCAUUUCCACCAUAAUAUGUCCGUACAUUUUAAUAUGGGGGGGUUUAAAAAGUGUUACCUAGUGAAGUUCACCAUGACGGGCAACACGCCGACCUCGCCGCGUAACGCACAGAAGAAAUAAUCCUAAUUCGCAGAAACUGUGAAAAUAUUGCUUCCAGAGCGUUACAACUCAGACGGUGGCGUAACCGGACGUGGAGCUUCUACGUGUUUUGCCAAGAAGGUGACUGGUGCCACAUAAACCUGCAACAGUUCUGUGGGUGGGGAGGAUAUAAAGCCGCUUUUGUAAACGCCAUAUUCAUCGGACAAUCAGAUAAAGUCUUGCUGAGGAGGCCUCAGGUAGGAAUCAGAAAUAUAAUAUUUUAGGUGGAAAGUUCAGCUGAACUCUGUAAAUGCCCCAUGAGUUCAGCUGAACUCUGUAAAUGCCCCAUGAGUUCAGCUGAACUCUGUAAAUGCCCCAUGAGUUCAGCUGAACUCUGUAAAUGCCCCAUGAGUUCAGCUGAACUCUGUAAAUGCCCCAUGAGUUCAGCCAGAUGGAAGGUGAACAUUAAUAAAGAAUCACUUUGAAAGUGUGUUCAGUUUGACAAAGAGCUGCUUCAUAGAUUGUUUACUUUUGGUUGACAGUUAAAAGAUAAGAAACAAUGUGAACAUUGAUGGUGAAGAAGCAGCACAGCUGUAUUUAGCUGAAACGAGGCUUUAGACUUGAGAUGGAUGAAGGUGAUGAAGGUGAUGAAGGUGAAUCCUCUCCUGCAGCUCUCGCCGCCUGGUUAACUCCGGUGCGUCUGCUGCAGCCCGACCUUCGUUUUCAUUGACUAUUUGAUCAGGAACAAAUAUUAUUUAUGUUUCAGGUGUUGUUUUCUUUCAUUUCUCCUCUAAACGCGAUCUUUGACGAAGGACGGUGACACGGAGCUUCAUAAUGUUUGGAUUUAGAUCAUUGAUCCCAAAAACUAAACUGAGUUGAGAUGAGUUUUUUUCGGGGGCGCUUGAACUGAACUCAAAACAUUCCUAAUGUUCAGAUUACAUUUUUUCUAAUUGAAUUUUUUUUGCAAAUGCACUUAUUUUGCAAUUCUAGCAUAUCGGAGUGUUUUGGUUUCGAUAACAAUAAAAGAACAAAAGACUAGAAAACUUCAUUCAGCGCAAACGUCUUGAUUCUGUUAGAGGUCGUUUUCCAAUGAAGAGCUAAAACACUGAAAGCAAAUUAUGGCGGCGACUCAGCAGGUACACUUGUUCGCUUUUAAUGUGUUUUUUAAAUUUUGUAUGCUUUUUAUUUAUUCAUUUAUUGUAUUGUUACAGUUGAGUUGAUGUGGCAGCUUAACACUGAUCGUGUUCAGUUUGAAUGUGGACGUUGACACCAAUACAAUCACACAGAUGUGCAUCAUGAGCUCAGUUUAAACUGUUUAAUGUAUUUUUAUUUCAUUGUUUUAUAAAAAGUGAACGGAAAGCAUAUUCGGUACAAACACGAGCCUCAGUGUAUAUUACAUGUACAUUGUUAUACUAUGUGUACAUAUUUAUGCACAAUACUGUACAAGUAUGUGUUUGAUUUGUAGUUUCCCUCAAUGUGCUGUUGUGAGUCUGUUACACCGUGUUCAACACAAACCAAAAGGAAAAGUUACAGGAGGAAAUUGUUCUUGUUUUUGUCUAAAAUGAAAUGUUAAGUGUUAGCAAUGAAUCUGUUCAUGAAGGGAGCUGCGGCUGGUUUGACUCGGCGGUCAUAUUUGAGGUUGAAAUCUGUCUAAAAUCCCGUCAUGGGGACCAUCAGGCCACGACUAAAACAAUCAUCCGUGUCUAAGUGGUCACAAUCAAAUGUCACAAGCUUUGGAAUAAAUUAUAAAUAAAAACGUUUCCUUGUA